This is a messenger RNA of Penicillium daleae, 1578 nucleotides long. Its product is annotated as putative MFS allantoate transporter. The transcript has 9 exons. The coding region runs from base 1 to 1578 and encodes 525 amino acids. The record is from RefSeq and is a predicted model, not a curated record. Gene Ontology annotation, molecular function: transmembrane transporter activity. Lineage: Eukaryota; Fungi; Ascomycota; Eurotiomycetes; Eurotiales; Aspergillaceae. Gene Ontology annotation, cellular component: membrane. Gene Ontology annotation, biological process: transmembrane transport.
AUGGCAAACAAUGCCCCGACAGAGCCGUCGCCAAGCUCCAAGGCUGACAUCGUAGAUGUCCCUACCAUCUCUCACGACGAUAGCAGCCAAGCACAUGCCAAAUGGAAGGAUGCCAAGGUCGCCGAUGGCGAUACAGCCAUGACGCUGUUUGAUGACCCCGACGAGCUUCAUGAGGAAAUUGACCCUGUCGAGGCAAGAAAGCUUUUGUGGAAGAUCGACUUUAUGAUUCUACCUUAUCUUGCCGUCUGCUAUGCCUUUUUCUACAUCGAUAAGACUACAUUGAGCUAUGCAGCUAUCUUCGGGAUCCGUGAUGACUUGAAUUUGCAUGGGACUCAGUACAACUGGCUGAGCAGUAUCUUCUAUUUCGGUUUCCUGGCUUGGGCAUUCCCGACCAAUUUUCUGAUGCAACGACUUCCAAUCGGCAAAUACUUGGGGGCUAACAUCUUCAUGUGGGGUGUCUUUCUUAUGAUCCAAGCGGCAUGCAAUAGCUUCGAGACGCUUGCUGUUCUCCGAGCCCUAGGAGGAGCCGCUGAAGCUUGCUCCGACCCAGCCUUCAUGCUCAUAACAAGCAUGUGGUACACUCGUCGCGAACAACCCGUCCGCAUAGGCUUGUGGUAUACUGCCAAUGGGUUUGGGAUUGCCCUUGGCGGUGUUCUCGGAUACGGCAUUGGUCAUAUUCGGGGUGCCUUGCCUUCCUGGAAAUAUGAAUUUAUUGUUAUUGGAGCCCUUUGCGCAACUUGGGGAAUUAUCAUGUUCAUUUUCCUCCCUGAUUCGCCCGUCAAUGCUCCUGGUCUUACGAAAAGGGAACGGCGGAUUGCGGUUGAUCGUAUCAGGGAAAAUCAAACUGGUGUGGAGAAUAAGCACCUAAAGCCAUACCAAAUAAUUGAGGCCUUCAUGGACUACAAGCUCUACAUGUUCUUCAUAUUGGGUGUGGUCUGCAACGUUCCAAAUGGGGGUAUUUCGAACUUUGGAACCAUUAUCAUCAAAGGCUUUGGUUUCUCUACAUUGGUGACAACUCUGAUGCAGAUUCCAUAUGGCGUUUUGAUCGCACUCUCAAUUCUCACAUGCGUCUACCUCAAUGAUCGCUUUGAGAAUCGGCGAUGUGUAUUCGUUCUGAUCUUCUUGAUCCCAAAUCUCGUUGGUGCCUUUGGUCUUCGUUUCGUCCCGACGCACCACGGUGUCGGCCGACUGAUCUGCUAUUACUUGACCGGGCCAUACAAUGCUGCUUUCGUCUUGGUUCUCAGUAUGCAGAUCGCAAAUACUGCGGGACACACCAAGAAAGUCGUCACUAAUGCGGUUCUCUUCCUGGGCUACUGUACUGGCAAUAUUGCGGGGCCAUUCUUCUACAAGACCGAUCAAUCACCGACAUACCCUCUUGGUAUUUGGUCUAUGAUUGUUUCACAUUUGAUUGAAGCGGUGCUUAUUACUAUCCUCGGGCUGCUUCUUCGUUGGGAGAACAAGAAGCGCGACCGAAUCCAGUCUCAGAUGCCCGGUGGUCUCGAAGGUCGCGAUCUAGACUCAACUGCAUUCUUGGACUUGACUGACCGUGAAAACUUGAAUUUCCGAUACAUCUAUUGA